Nerophis ophidion (straightnose pipefish) is the source of this 1873-nucleotide messenger RNA. RefSeq lists its product as uncharacterized. The transcript has 7 exons. The coding region runs from base 10 to 1110 and encodes 366 amino acids. NCBI's taxonomy places the organism in Eukaryota, Metazoa, Chordata, Actinopteri, Syngnathiformes, Syngnathidae. The record is from RefSeq and is a predicted model, not a curated record.
UUCUCCGACAUGUAUGUGGAGUACACUCGCACGCUGGCCUCCUUCCUGUCACUGGACAUCUGCACACUCACUUGUCCUGACAAGCAGCAGAAGGUGAGCCAGGUGGAAAAAGAGCAAGUCCAAGUGCUGUCGCUUCAUCUGGCGCCUGUAAGCCGCGUCCACUGUUACCUGAGUCACAUCCAGAACUUGCUGCAGUGGACCAGUAUCGAGCAUCCUGACUGCAGCCUCCUGCUGGGCACUGAGCGCGUGCUGAGGGACGUCCUGUCUGCUUGUCACGCCGUCCUGGAGGAAGACCUGAACCGUGAAGACCAAGAACAACAAAACCGUUGCUGUGCCGACACCCGCAGCAGCGCCCUCCAGAGGACACAAGCAGACACUGCAGCCCAGAGAGAGUCUUUGCUCCUCACCAACGGGUCUGGCGUGCGUCUGGAGUGUUGGUCCUGCAGCCCCGUGAGGAGGAAGACCUGCUCGGAUCAUGUCCCCCAUCCCGGACGCUCCCUCCUCCUCACUCCGGACACUCCAGGGUGGGGCGAGACCAGCGACUCGGGCCUGGGCACCUUCAGAGCGUCAGAGCUGGAGGCGCACCAGACCCCGGAGGAGCCGGAGACGGAUGCGGACACCUCGGCCUUGGACGACUCCUCCGGGACGUCCUGCGGUCCGGACUGCACUCUGUGCAGGGAGGUGCUGGAGGACGAGGAGGACAGCCAGGUCCCGGUUCUGCUGAAGCCUCGGGAGCAUUCCGAGAGGAGCGUUUGUCUCAGGUGGCAGAUCCCCAGACUGACCCCUCACCCCCCGCUGAGGAAGUCCAUGCCCGGCAAGAAGCUGGUCAGCGUCAGGAAGGGAUCUCCUCCGCUCCACGCCAACCGGGCCUUCAGGCCCAUCUGGGACCACCCGUCUAAGCAGGUUGGCAUCAAGGCCGACCCGACUCCGGAGAAGGACCGGAGGCAAGGCUUCGUUCCGGUCCGGACGUCCGGCAGGCAGAACUUUGCGGCCUCGAGGGACAACCUGAGACCAGGACUGCCGGCUCAGCCCGGCUUCUCUUUGGCGCCCUCUAGUGGAGCUUUGUGGGAGGACAGCGAGGACAGCGAGGGACCCUGCAGCACCGUUUGAGGCCGGACACGAGCUGCACUGCAACACCUUCCUUAACUCAGAGUUACACAACAAAAUACACUUUCUGGAAUUAUCAUAUUUCCUCCAAUAGUUGCCCACUAUGGCACCUGUAAAGCUGACGUUAACAGUCAAAAGUGUAGUCUGGAUUAAUUAAUAUUAGUUGCCUCCACUCCACAUAGACACCGUGUUCCUAAAAAUCACCAUAGACAUUAACACACGGCAUCUGUAAAGCUGACAUUGUCUAGAUCAGGGGUCACCAACACACCAGGUCGCCCGUAAGGACCAGAUGAGUCGCCCGCUGGCCUGUUCUAAAAAUAGCUCAAAUAGCAGCACUUACCAGUGAGCCGCCUCUAUUUUUUAAAUUGUAUUUAUUUACUAGCAAGCUGGUCUCGCUUUGCUGGACAUUUUUAAUUCUAAGAGAGACAAAACUCAAGUAAAAUUUGAAAAUCCAAGAAAAUAUUUUAAAGACUUGUUCAAAUAUAUUCAUUUAUUUUUUUACUUUGCUUCUUAUAACUUUCAGAAAGACAAUUUUAGAGAAAAAAUACAACCUUAAAUAUGAUUUUAGGAUUUUUAAACAGAAAUACCUUUUAAAUUCUUUCCUGACAAUUUAAAUCAAUGUUGAAGUAUUUUUUUUUUUUAUUGUAAAGAAUAAUAAAUACAUUUUAAUUUAAUUCUUCAUUUUAGCUUCUGUUUUUUCCACAAAUAAUAUUUGUGAAAUAUUUCUUCAAACUUAUUAUGAUUAAAAUUCCCCAAAAAUAUUCUG